GUAAAGACCCUCCACAGGCUGGAAAACCUCAAACCUGCAGAGAAACUCAGAGACGAGGUCUGGGGUUUACAGCGUUCACACAGGCUCUGCCGUUUGUGAGGAAACACUUUAGAUUUAGAUCUUCUGGAGUUCAGCUCUCUGUGGGUGAAGUUCACCAUGACGUUAACUCUGAGGAAAGUUUUUCACGUCUCUGCCUUCGGCUGGUACGCCUUCGUGGUGAAUUGUUUGGCUCUGAAGGACGGAGAGGAGCUCCCACCUGGAAUCUUUGUCUAUGGAGGACCCUGGAAGUACCUCACCUUCUUAAACCUGGUAGGAGAGUCACCUGCAGAGAGCCAUGAUAUUAACAGGGAAGAUGGAACUAAGAGUACCAAGAGUCAGUAUUUAAGUCAAAGUAUAGUUAUUAAAUGAUAUUUUAGGAGACCCCAACAAUUAACCAAAACAGGGCUGUCACACUACACUUGUUCUGAUGACCCCGCCAUCUUUGAACAAAAAUCAAAUAUUGGUAUUUUUCUACGACCAAGAAGGACAAGCAUACUCUAAUAACACAAGUUCAUAGUAGUAGUGCUUCAGGCUGGAUCCACAUGGACUAAAACUGAGGCGAGAUAAAGAAGCAGCAGCAGUGAGCUAGCAUUAGCAUCCUUCUGGAAGAUGAUUCAGCACUUUUUAAAAACCAACGUUCAAAGAUUUUUCAUGAGUCGACAAAAAACAACAGUAAACAUUUAAACUUUCUAACUUUUUUCUUUAACCUGUUUUCUCUCAGUUCUGUGAUUUAGAUCCACCUCAAGUAGAACACAUUUCAAAAUAAAAGCAUUAACCUAAAACACAAGAUGGAGAAAUAUCAAAAUAAAAGCACGACAAACAAUCGAUUCAUGUUAUGUCCGAACAAUUUCGUCUGGAAGACGACAAAUGUUCAUCGUAUCGUAUCGUAUAGUACGGUACCAUUGUGUACCAUAAUGAAUCGUAUCGUAAAGUAACGUUUGGUUAGGUAACAUAAUGUGACAUAUCUAACGGCAGAUGAAUAUGAAGUAUUCAAACAUGUAGCUUCACUCUGGCCUUCUCUUAUUCUCAUGACUGUGUUGUUUUAAGUUUUCGAUCAUAUCUUCAUCGUGAUAUUUUAAGGCCAUGAUAGUCCUGAGGUGAAAAUUCAAAAGCAUAUUUCCUCAACUUUCUGUUUUCUACGGUACAGCUGACAGAUUUAACCCAUCAGAGUUGUCAGAGUUAAUAAACAUUUCCGCAGGGUCUUUACUCAGAAUUGCACUUUGCAGACGCUCCCUGCCGGCUGUGCAGAGUGGAUAAAAACAAAGAUACGUAAUCAUGAGUUUAUUUAAGAUUCUGUUUAUCAUGGUAAUUAUGAAUAGGUGUAAUAAUGUAGAGCAGUGUAUUUUCAAUAUUGAAGUCAAUCAUUGUUCAGUAGCUCUCUGUAUAUGAACUCUUUGCCGUCAUGUUCCAGCUGUUGCAGAUGUGUUUCUUCGGCCUGGCGGCUCUCAGUGAUCUGCAGGAGAAGUCGGAGAGUUUCCUGAGCAGAUGUAAAGACCUGCUUUUCUCCGUCUUCGUGUUUCCUGUCGGCAUGGUAACACUUCAUAGGUGUCGAUAUUAAUCAUGAAACCAAAAGUCUGUUUGAUAUUAACUCUGCGCUCUCUUCGUUCAGUUUGUCGUCCUUCUUUUCUGGGUGAUCUUCACCUACGAUAGAGAGUUAGUUUACCCCGCUACCAUCGACGCUUUCUUCCCGCCGUGGAUGAACCACGCCAUGGUCUGUACAAAGAGUCUGUAAAAUACUAAAUACCGUAUUUUUCAACCUUUAAUGGAGUUUAUUCUGUCCCCUCAGCACACGUUUGUUCUUCCUGUUUUACUCGGAGAAGUUCUGCUGCAGCCUCACGUUUACCCAAAGAGAAAACACGCCAUCACGGCGUUAAGUGUGGUGGGCGUGGCUUAUUUAUCCUGGUGAGUGUUUCAUUUGAAUCCAGUCAAAUCAGGAACAUCAUGAACAAACUUUAAAGCUCCUGUGAGGAACUUUUAGUCGAUAGUAACUUUGGAGCCCCCUGGUGGACAAAGCAGGUUUUUUUUUUUUAGCCUGUGUAUCUAAAUGGAAAAAAAAUAAUCCUAUCCUGCCGAAUUUUGACCGUCAAAUAAAUCAUUUAAUGUGAAUUUUUUUCUGUGGAAACUAUAAAAACGGAGCAGCUUCUUCAGCUCCUCGCACCAUCGACAGAAAUCAAAGACUGAUACCUGAAAAUCUGAAAUCCUGUCGUCAAUAGUCUUAUUAACACACUGUCAUUUUAGUCUAUUUUAUAAACGUCACAAUUGGAGAUUUUAUGGGGUUUAUAAUGAAAAUCAUAUCUGGGUGAAAUACUAAAAAAUUAAAUAUAAAAACUUGAUUUCUGUCUCGGUCAGCCUCUGGGUCCUCUGGUCGACUCCUGGAAACACUAAAAUUAGCAUUUCUUUGUCUCAGACUGACACAGAGUCUCUCUGAACUGGUUUUUCAGGAUCAUCUGGGUCUAUUUGUCCGUGGGGAUCUGGGUGUACCCCCUCCUCGGAUAUUUCAGCUCAGCUGGUCUGGUCUUCUUCUUCUUCUUCAACAUGAUGGUGGUGACGUCUCUCUACGUGCUCGGAGACAAACUGAACAGCUUCCUGUGGAGUAAGCGACACUUAAGUUUAUCUAGAAGGACUUAAAUUAAUCCAGAAAGAGUCUUUUUAGUCCAGAAAGAGUCUCUUUUGUCCAGUGUGACUCUGUUUGAUCAUGGGAGAGUCAGUUAUUCAACAGAGAUCCAGGUCAAACCACUGCGACUCAUCAGUAGAGGCUCAGUUUAAUCCAGGGUCAAGUAUAAUCCAGAAACUCAGUCUAUUAAAAAAAAGGUUGAUUUAAAGGGGAACUAAAUUAAAUCCAGAAAGACUCAGAUGAAUCCAGAGAGAGUAAAUUGAAUCCCUGAAGACUCAGUUUACUCGAGAGCUUCUCGGUUUAAUCCAGAAGGAUUUAAGAUGAUAACUUCAUAAAUGUGAAUCUUCCUGAAUGUUUGUUCCUCUUGUGUUUUCAUGCUUCAGGUGAGGUCGACAGGAACAAGCGCACACCUGUGAAGUCCAGAAAGUCCGGACUCUAGAGGCGGGGAGCCGAGCCUUCGACGCUGCGUUCACUUGCGUCUGUAAAUCAGAGUUUUGGUUUUUAAUUUUUUGACCAGCUACAAAUAUCUGUGCGGCUGCUGGGCGUGAACCCACACAGUUUGGUCCCCUAUAGAUCCGGCCCUGUCUGUUUUUUAUUCUUUUAAAGAUCAACAUGAAACUUCAGGAGAGAGGAGGUAAAAAUACUCUGAGUGAACAAACUCAGUGACUUUGGAAGACGGCUUCACUCCAGCCUCCUCUUCAGAUUAAGAGUUUCUUUUGAAAAAGGUUCGAUUUUAUAACUUUAGAAGUUUUUUUUAUCUCUUUAUUAUUUUUUAUUAUUUUUAAAUCUGGAUAUUUAACAUUUGAAUCAACACUAAACUUUUGUCAAACACACCAUAAACUGCAGUUUACUCAGAGAGUGAACAUGUGAAAGAAUAUCAGUCCAGAUUAAAAAAACACUAAAAUAAAAAUCUGUGCAUAAAAAAUAAAGCUUUAUCUUUUAUAUUCUUCCAGAUGUGUAAAUGUUUAAACAGCAGUAAAAUGUCACCCCUGUUUUCAGACACGCUGAGGUUAGUACCGACAUGACCUUUGACCUCAAUAAAGAGC
This is a messenger RNA of Xyrichtys novacula (pearly razorfish), 3699 nucleotides long. The record is from the annotation of a GenBank genome assembly. Lineage: Eukaryota; Metazoa; Chordata; Actinopteri; Labriformes; Labridae.